Molecule: messenger RNA, 924 nt
Organism: Paraglomus occultum
Lineage: Eukaryota; Fungi; Glomeromycota; Glomeromycetes; Paraglomerales; Paraglomeraceae
Source: the annotation of a GenBank genome assembly
AUGCCGAGAUCAGGCCUUGUGGACUAUGCAUCAAGUACAAGGCGGAACCCAGGAGACUGCCUCCAAGCAUCUGGCACUGGGGGCCUUGUGGACUAUGCAUCAGGGCGGAACCCAGGAGACUGCCUCCAAGCAUCUGACGCUGGGGGUAAGGAAGCAUGUAUGGCAGUGUACAAAUUUUGGAUAGCACUUAACGUAUUUGACACGUGGACAGAAUUCGCUAAUGACAGAUUCAAGUCUUCCUUAACCAAUUCUCAGCGUAUUCUCUUCUCCCUACUCUACCGCGGUCGACUCCCGCAUAUAACUCUAUUCGAUGAGUAUCACAAAAGUCUUUCAGAAGCUCUCAACAUUCUAGAGGACAAUGGUGCAGCGCCUGUCUUGCCUGAUGGUCGCGUGGGAGGAAAUGCAUGCGCCGUUGUACAUGCGUCUUUCUCAUUAUCUCCUCCGACGGCACUAUUAACAACGAAAUCGGGAAAACAAGCUCGCGCUUAUCUACUGAAAUCAGAUAUUGCUUACGUAAAUAAAUUCGAUGCAGAUUCGUGGCAAUGUGAGUACUACAGCUCUAGCGAAAACAUUAAACCAACAUCAGAUACUUUACUAUACUGGGCAUGUCUCAUCCGGGCACCAGAUAUGUUCCAAUGGUCAGAGAAACCAGGGUUUGCUAUGCACGGUCAUGUAGUCGGCGAUGAUGAUAUUUGUGAAAAGUUGGGAAUCCCGGUCAGUGAGAAAGAGACGAGAUUUUCUACUAGAGAGGACAUGGAUGCUAUGAUGAGUCUUUUGAGUAAAUGGUCAUAUCCUCAAUUUAAAGUAUUUGUAAGGCGUGGACAUGGCUUUUUUAUUUUGGGGAAAGAUGCCGAGGACGUGUUUGAAGUUUAUGAGAACAAGGUCAAGGGAAAGCUUACAAAGGUUAUUGGGUCAGAGACAUGA